Messenger RNA from Paramecium pentaurelia, 357 nucleotides. NCBI's taxonomy places the organism in Eukaryota, Ciliophora, Oligohymenophorea, Peniculida, Parameciidae. The record is from the annotation of a GenBank genome assembly.
AUGUAUAAUUAUAAAAUUUGUAAUCAAAUAUGCUGUAAAUUGAAUUAACUAUAAGUAUUAUUAAAAAAAUAGGAAANAUUAGAUUCCCCAUAAGAUGCUGUAGUAGCCAAUCAAUACAAAACCUAAAAAGAUUUAUUUGUUAAAACAGCAAAGUAUGUAAUUUAAUUAUUUCAUAGAGAAUGGACAUAAAAUUAUGCAUCAAAAAAUAAGUAAGAGGAGAAGGUGUAAAAUUUAGUCAAUUUAGGUUUUGAAGUAGGCAAAGUUAGGGUAAAUAAUAGUAAUUAAGUGAAAUAGGAAGCUCUCCUUAGAUUUGGAUAUGAUGAAGAAUAAGCAGCAAACUUUCUUUUAGGAGGUUGA